Molecule: messenger RNA, 1344 nt
Organism: Oppia nitens
Lineage: Eukaryota; Metazoa; Arthropoda; Arachnida; Sarcoptiformes; Oppiidae
Product: bile acid receptor-like
Exons: 9
Coding region: 94-1134 (346 amino acids)
Biological process (GO): positive regulation of transcription by RNA polymerase II; negative regulation of transcription by RNA polymerase II; cell differentiation
Molecular function (GO): RNA polymerase II cis-regulatory region sequence-specific DNA binding; nuclear receptor activity; zinc ion binding
Source: RefSeq, a predicted model, not a curated record
AUUAUCAAUAAAUUUAUUUAUACAAUAUAUUGAUUUAAACCAACAAUAAUAUUGUAUUAGAAUUAAUCAAAUAUAACUCAAAAACUAUUAACAAUGCGUUCAUCAUUAGUAUGUGAAAUAUGUAAUGACAAUGGAGUUGGUCGAAAUUUUAGUGUCAUUACAUGCGAGUCAUGUAAAGUAUUUUUCAGGAGAAAUGUUUUAAAAAAUAAAACAUAUAAAUGUAAAAGAAAUGACAAAUGCAUUAUUAAUGUCAUCACAAGAAAUUCGUGCAAAAGAUGUCGUUUAAGCAAAUGUAUUGAAAAAGGCAUGAAAUCUGAAUUAAUAAAAGACAGCAAACAAAAGGCAAUUAUAUAUAUGAAUCAAAAGAGAAAACGUCGAAAUUGUCGCAAACGGUUUACAAAUGAAAUCAAUGAUGAAAAUGGUGUUGUGAUAAAACAUAUGACUAACACUAAUACAUGUAAUGACAAUAUAUUGGAUCAAAUCGAUGACAUUGAGUAUGUGGUCAACAAUAAUAAUAUCGAUGAUAUGUAUAAUAUAUGGCAACAAGUUUUACAGUCUUCUUUAAAUCCCGUAUUUCCAGUCAUUAACGACUUUAACAGCUUUAAUGUCUAUGAAUCUAACUGUUUGUCUCAAUUGUUUAAUGCCUCACAAAUAUUUAAAUAUAUGAUAUUAAAUACAUGUAACAUAAUUGAGAUCAAAAAUAUUAUUCAACUCUAUGAGGAAGCGAUAUAUUUGGAUAUAGAUAUUAAAAGAUUUUCAAAAUUUUGUAAUUCCUUGAAUGCAUUUAACGCUAUUUGUAAUGACGAUAAAAUGACAUUAAUUAAGUUUGGAUUUUUGGAGGCAUUGCUACUCAGAUACUCAAUGAUGUUUAAUAAGUCUACUAAUUGUUGGAAAGCAACUUUAGGAAGUAAUAAAACUAUUUGCAUUAAAUUGGAUAUAUUAAUGAACGAACCACGAAAUAUGUAUGGAGUUUACAAAAGUUAUUUCGAUAACAUUAUUCCUGAACUGCAAAAAGAUUUUAUUGUUUUAGAUUUGCUAACAGUAAUUGCAUUAUUUAAUCCCUAUCGACCUAAUCUUAAACACAAAGAAACUAUAAAGCCGCAAUUUUGGUGUCCUAACCUGUGGUUCGUGUAAAGCAUUUUUUCGGCGUAACUCAUCCAACAAAAAACAAAAUUCGAUUUGCAUUUAUGGUAACAGUUGUCAAAUAAACGUAUACUCCAGGAAAUUAUGUAAAAAAUGUCGUCUAAACAAAUGUUUUUCAAUGGGAAUGAAAACUGAAUUCAUAUUAAAUGCUAAGCAAAAAGCAAUGAAAAAACAAAAGAUUGAUUCAAACAUAAUAAAUAA